This is a messenger RNA of Neodiprion virginianus, 3764 nucleotides long. It is a transcript of the gene PIG-S, whose product is annotated as GPI transamidase component PIG-S. The coding region runs from base 424 to 2103 and encodes 559 amino acids. Gene Ontology annotation, cellular component: GPI-anchor transamidase complex. The record is from RefSeq and is a predicted model, not a curated record. The transcript is spliced from 10 exons. Lineage: Eukaryota; Metazoa; Arthropoda; Insecta; Hymenoptera; Diprionidae. Gene Ontology annotation, biological process: attachment of GPI anchor to protein.
GUCGGUACGUUUAUUUGAGCUACAAGGUUUCACGGGCGACAACUUAUCGAUAAAGCAGACGUGAUAGGCGCUGUCUUGAGAUUUAAUGAUCUGAACGUAUCAUAAAAUUUAUAUUAUAAAACUUCGUAAUGUGACAUCCUAAAAUGGCAAUUAGCAAUAUUUCGAGGUGUUUUCAUUUUGCACCACGGAUGUGUUAUAGGCAGACCUUUAUAGAUAUAUCAGUGUAGCACCAGUGAAUGUGUGCCAACUCUUAGAAUAAAAAGUCACCAAGUGCAGUCUGCUUACCUCUGCUUCAUCAGUGGGUAACUAGGUUUACGGUGUUGUUGAGUGUUGUGUUAGGUUGUGUAUUCGCAUGAUGGACUAGUCAAUUGUUAUCUGUACACCGCUCCAAGUCGAAAUCUAUUCAUUGAAGCUUUGAUAACAAUGAGUGAUAAUUCGGGAUCCGUAGGAUACGAUACGCCUUCAGAUGCAUCGUACAGAAUCUACGCCAGUAUUUCCUUCGCGAUCCUGCUACUUGGCGUUGGCGUGCCGUUAUGGUGGCACACGACGGCUGUACCGAGGGUGACACUUCCCUACGAUGGAAUCGCACAAUUGAGCAACUUGGACAUCAAGAUCAGCACGAGAAUUUUGGUAGCUGCCUUGACUGAAAAUCGUGCCAAAUUAUUAGUCGAAGAAAUAAACCGCGAGCUCAAGUCAGCCGAACUCUACAAUCUUCAGAUCUCACAUGCCGUAAUUUCAAGUAAUUUAAUAUCCUCGGCAAUUACUAUACACGAUCUUGAAAAAAUAGCAAUUAAUUUCGACGUUCAAGUCGGCGAAUUGCUUUUACUUGAAGUACCGAAUCUGAGUGAUGGUGUUCUCGCAGGCUCUCACAGAACAAUAUUCUUCUCACCUGAAGCGAGUGGGUUGAAACUAACUCAAGUACUAUCUAACUGGAUCUUACUAAACAAAUCAGUGGCUUUGACAAGGAACGCGUUGGCUGAACCUACUCAAUUCAGCUUGGAUAAACAAAAUAGAAGACGGUUUCCCGCUAGUUCAGCCUAUGAUGUUCUCCUUACUCUCGUCAACCCAUAUCCGGACAAACUGACAGUCGAUUGGCAUUUGCCCAAUGUCAUAAAAGAAUACAUCGAACCAUUCCUGGAUGAACUUUCGGUGGUGGCGAACUUCACGGUUAAAUCGCAAUGGCUGUACCUUGUUCCAUUGGAUGUAACGCCAAAACAGAUACCUGACAGUAGUGUGCUUGGCAGACACUAUGCGUUACCAGAAGAUGUGUUGCCACAGAUUAUAACACCACUAGAAAAGAAAUUAGCAUCACAAGUCAGCCUCAAUCCAUGUAUCAAUUUGGUGAUGUAUACACCUCCGUGUGACAAAGCACCGCUUCAUAUUUACACACGUAGUGGUCACCGAUCAAAAACGUCAAGCAACGUUGAGGCUUUUCUCUCCCCGAGGUGGGGUGGCGUUGUGAUAGCUAAUCCUCCAAUCGAGUCUUGUAUAGACGUGGAAGAUAAUCAAAUGGUUACAUUCAGUCCAGAAGCAUCCAGUAUUAUGGGCGUAUUCAUUGCCCAUCUCAGACUACUACUAGGAAUCCCAGACAAGGAACCUAUCGCUGGAGCAGCAUUGGUCCGACUAGACAAUUCAAAACCACGUGAAUGGGAAUUAGAUGCUCUGCUUAGAAUCCGAGCUGUAGAGCAACUGACCUCAGCUAAACUUACUUUACAAUCUUUGGCUCAAUUGUUGGAAGAAAUUAGCAACAUUGUGAUCACAGAUACAGUUGGCGAUAGAAUAAAUGGGGCUCUAAAGUGGGUCGAAGAUUCCGCCGACAAGCUGAGACACGGUAAACUAAUGGAAGGUUUCGCUUCAAGUAAAGAAGCUUUUGUUACUGCCGAAGCUGCGUUUACCGACCCAUCUCUUCUGGCUCUACUGUAUUUUCCCGACGACCAGAAGUAUGCAGUGUAUAUUCCACUAUUUCUGCCUGUCAUGAUACCCGUACUACUGUCUCUGAGAAACAUAUGGAGGUAUUUUUUCUCAAAAACCGAGGAAAAUGAAACCAAUAAGGGCGAACUGACUGAGGAAACCAAAGAGAUUGAUAAACCUAAGACUGACUAAUAUUUUUUGGCUUUUCAAAUAACGUUAGGUCAGUCAUUCGGAUAAAGAUGCAUGUCAGUUAGAAAUUAUUGACAUACCUUUGUAUAACUGGAAACAAUGUUCAUAUUCAGAACUAAAUAAGACAACUUCGGACUCCAGUUUAUCUGCAGUUAAAAAAUUUGAAUGCAAAAAUUCAACAGCCACUAAGACUGUACUUGCUUGGCAGUUGUGUGAAUUCUAAAUAGUCACAAAAUCUAUAUGUUUUUUCCUUAUUGUCUAUUAUUGUUCCCAUGUAACCAAUAUAAGGAGUAUCCCACGUGAAAUGGUACGGGUUUUGGCCGAUGGUCAGCGAAUGUGACAUCCGGCUAGCAUCUUAUCCCUUAAUAUCCUGUGAAGGGUCUUCCAUAGUUUUGAGUCCCAAAUAAUUCUCGACUUCCCGCAAAUCGCGAUUGUAGAAUUUUCCUUAGGAUCUACUCGCUUCACUUGAAAAUUUUACUGAACAUAAUUCGAAUUAUGAAAAAAGUGUGAUAUAAUUUUCUUGUUCGCCUACAAUAAAGUACUGAAAAAAAACUUUUUUCAAUUUUCAAUCAAAUUUUUACAAUAAUUUAUUGCCGCUAAACAAAAAAAAAAAAUUACACCACACUUUUUUCGAAACUUGAACUAUGUUUAAUAAGUGAAUCGAGUAGAGCCUAAGCAACAUUCUUCAAUCACGAUUUUUGGGGAGUCCAGAAUUAUUUGGGACUCAAAACUAUAGAAGAUUCUUCACAAGGUAGUAAGGAAUAAGAUUCUGGCCGGACGUCACGUUCGCUGACCAUCGGCCGAAACCUAUCGCGUUUCGUGUCGAAUACCCCAUAAGUUCAUUUAAUUUACAUGUGAAAUGUGGUAAACACGUAUUUUCAUGCUACGAAUUACAUACCUACUCCGUUUUCAUAAAAUGAUAUUGAAGGGAUAACAACUGGAAAAUUAUGAUCAAAUACCCGAAUAAACCUUUUGUUAACCUUUGAUAUUAUUUAUCACUAUACUACCUCACUGCGAAUAAACUAAAACUCCUAAGUCAUUUAAGCAUGUGAAAAAUAUAAACCUGAUUUCUAAUUUCUACUUUAAUUUGUAUUCAACUUCUUUUUCCUUUUUCCACCAUUAUAAACGCAAAACAUUCAGAGAAACUACAGAUAACACAUAUAAUUUUCGAAUGAUUUGUGAAUAUAAUUACUUAGUUUGAAGAUUGAUUUAUUGAAUCAUGUUUGAUAUUAUACAGGUCUUUCAAAAUUUUAGUUGGUGUCAUAGAGUCAAUACAAGUAUUGGCUGCAUUUUCUAUUACUUUUUUUUUUUUUGUUCACGUAUUAAGAUUUCCUGUAUAUCAAAUAUUUCAAAUUGCACACAAGUGAUUUAAAUAACAUUACAUCUAAUUGUACAUAAUAUAAUAGUUCACUUAAAAAGAAACAUUUCUUUCAUUUAAUACGUAAAAAGUAAAAGCUACGCAAAACUUAUACUAUAUUUAAAAUUUAUUCAUUAACUUUUCAUUUUAUGAAAUAAAUUCAGUCUCCUUUUUGUAAGGUCUUAAAGUGGGACUUCUUUUAUAAACUGAUUUUUGAAAUUUUUUUUUGAUUGUUCUACCUAUUGUGAUUUACUUCAAGAAUACUCCUACUUUGAAAAGAAGCAGGUUCAAGGCAAAUGAAUCAUAU